AUUGUUAGAAAUGGAAAACAAGCACAGGAAGGAGAGAUCCGUUGCUUCAUUCAAAAGCUUAAUGUGAACAGUAAAGCAUAUUCAUCUUUGCUUGCACAUCCUGUUCAUCGCCUCAUUAUCAAUUUUCAUAUAACAACACAGUUUUUCUGGUUUUUCAUUCCAAACUUUUAAAAGUGUUCAAACAGGAAACCUUUGCAUGGAACAUUCAUCGAAGCAAAAGAGAGUGAGUUUUUCUGCAGCAGAACAAGGGAAAUAUACUGCAAUGGGGCAAAACUGGAAUUAUGAUUCUGAAUAUGCAGUUUCUGUGGCUGCUGCUGCAUUUGCCGUUUACUCACUGGAAGAAGCUGAAGCAGAACAUAAGAGAAAAAUAACAGAACAGCUCGAGAACUCGAAAAGCGGAAUCAGAACUAGAAAUGAAAGCAUAAGAAGAAAUUCUUUUAGCAAGGAAGUGAAAAAUGCAGGUAUUUUUGUAGGUGAGACAUCGACUCGAAAACCUGCAGAGAGGGACCAAAGGUUACCGGAGAAUUCUGCAGUGAUGUCUAGCAGAAAACCGAGUCGUUCUGCCUCUAUGAGACCAAUGAUUUCCAUGGAUCAAAGGCAGAGGAGUAAUUCAACAAGGAGGAGUGUUGCAGAAGACAAAGUAGAUACAUGGGAGAAGGCUCAGCUUCGAAAGAUUAAUAAACGGUAUGAGAAGAUGAGAUCAGAAAUCAUUGCAUGGGAAAACGCGAAAACGAUUGAGGCUAAGCUACGUAUGGAAAAGAAAAAGAAUGAGUUGGAACUGAGGAAAUCAAGAAAUUUGCAGCAUUACCAGCUGAAGGUCUCAAGGAUUGAAGCUGUAGCUGGAGGAGCAAACAGACAAUUAGAUGAGAAACAAAGAAAUGAAGAAUCUGAAGUGAAAGAGAAGGCGAAACACAUGCGAUCCAAAGGCAAGAAUCCUGUCAGGUUUUUCUGCUGCUAGAAAGAACCUAAUAGCCUGUAAUUAAUUUGAAUUGUAUAAAUGCUUUAUUGUUCGUUACAUCAUUAACUAUUAGAAUAAGUGAAAAAUUAGUGUGAAGAUUAAGAGAUGUUGUAAGUAUUUGUAUCUGACUAAUGCACAUUUGUAGUAACAAUUCACAGUAUUGACAGUGUAAAUGAAAUAUUUGUUAAUAUGGGGUUAAGGGUUGUAGUUUGAUUA
This is a messenger RNA of Mercurialis annua (annual mercury), 1174 nucleotides long. Its product is annotated as remorin 1.4. The record is from RefSeq and is a predicted model, not a curated record. NCBI's taxonomy places the organism in Eukaryota, Viridiplantae, Streptophyta, Magnoliopsida, Malpighiales, Euphorbiaceae. The transcript has 5 exons. Bases 197 to 958 code for a protein of 253 amino acids.